AUGGCAAAAACGCCUAAACGCACGGAAAUUUGUGCUACAUUCCACAAGGUACUUACAGCGAAUAUUGGAACCUUACUGGACCUUUAUGGUGUAGAAAAGGGCCUGGAUCACUUCAAAUCAUCGCAGGAGCUCACCUUCGAUGAGUUCCGUUACUACCUGCAGCGUGAGGUCUUCAGCUCCCUGCCGAAGACUGCUACCUUACCAAUAGUCAGGGAAUAUGAGAAGAAGAUCAGUGAGGUCUGUUGGCUUGUGUGCCGUAAGAGCCUGCUAGGACGAGAAAAGAGUGUGUUCAGCGAUGACUCCGUGUUCAAGCUGUUCAGGAUCUUCUGUCUGCUUGGAGAUCUGGUUCAAGAUGCGGAUGACUCCAAGCAUUAUAUGGUGGUACUCCAGCCAUCGGAAGCGGGUAUAGUAGCAGAACAGCUAGUUCAUUGCCUUGGCCUUCGAUGGGACACUGCUGACUGGGAGGCCCUCGGCUCUUCCAUUGGUCACUUCAAGUGGGCAGCUUUUCUAGCCGUAUUGGAAGCCAAGUAUUGUGGAGACCAGCAAGUGCAUCCAGAGGCACUAGGUUAUCUAUUCAAGCGUGGUUAUCUUCUGCCUACCAUGCGGGAAUACUGGUGCGUCCUUCAGCCUUGUGCUCUUACCUACUACAAGAGCUCGUCUCAGAAGGAGCAGUGUGGCCGAGUGGCCAUCGAUGAGUACUGCUCAGUAGAGGCAGCUGCCGGGGAAGGCAAGAUACAGAGGUUCCAGCUCAUCACACCUGAUAGAACAUUUGAAUUUGGCACUCAAGACCAUAAGAGUCGUCUACAAUGGAUAUCAGCUUUGCGCCAAGCAGCGGCAGUGUCAGGUGGUGUAGAAGGCUAUCAACGUAGAGCUCGAGCGAUAAGGCGAGGUGCUGGAGCGAGGCGGGAGCGAGAAGUGAGGGAGACACGAGCUCGGCUGCAGCAUGAGGUCAAAGCAAGACUCGCUGCUGAGGCACAGGCACAGGAAUUGGUAGAAUUAGCACAACAGGACAAUAAGAAAUUAGAAGAACUGAAAAGUGCACAAGUUGAACUUGAGAAGCUUUUACAAGAGGAAACACAAGCUAAAAGAGACGAAGAAAUCGUUAGAGCAUUACAAGCUAGAGUAUUAGCUGAAGAAUGGGAGAGACGUGAAGAACUAGAAAGACUACAAGAAGAACAAAAUAAAAUGCUAGAAGAAGAAAGAUUGAAACGACAGCAGUUUGAAAAAUUACAGGCUGAGAAAGAAACACAAUUUAAAGAAGCUGAAAAACGUCUAAAGGAGCUAGAAGAAGAGAAACGGCGGCUUGAUGCUGAACUGAAAGCAGCUCAAGAUAAAAUAUCCAAGACUGAAUACACGGCACAAGCUUUGCAAGUACAACUGAGAGAUAUCAACCCAGUACUUCGAAACGGAGAGAGAGCCCGCCGUGCGUUAUCGUUCGUCCCAACCACCAAAAGUUCUUCCGACACGCUCAUUGACGUCCGAGCCAUACGACAUCUCAAGAUCCUCGAUGAUGAAGAGAAAUUAUGAUCUGAUACAUAAAUAAAAUUAACUAAAAACAAAAAUGCAGCGUUGCCGAUAUUAUAUUCCAUCUAGUUUUAAGCUAUAAUAGAAAUUUUACAUCAUGUAAGGAUUUGAUAUUGGAUGUUAGACCAAAAGGAGAUCCAUCAGUUUCUUG
Spodoptera exigua (beet armyworm) is the source of this 1675-nucleotide messenger RNA. The record is from the annotation of a GenBank genome assembly. NCBI's taxonomy places the organism in Eukaryota, Metazoa, Arthropoda, Insecta, Lepidoptera, Noctuidae.